ACUGCCAAAGGUCAGUGAAGCUUCAGCCUGCAGACACCAUGAAGGCGACUCAGCUUUUCCUCUUGUUGUUGAGCGUCUGCCCGACAUCUGCCCACAUUCAUGCCUCUGUGAUGGUCACUCCCAGAUGGUCUCAGUAUUUUGAGUAUAAUAGCGUCUCUGUGAGCUGUGAGGACUUCAGCUCUGGUGAAUGGACAGUGUGGAGAUACACAACAGAAAGUUUGAAGCUGUCCCAGUGUGGAUCCGGCUGGGGGUUCCUGAAUUCCUCUACCUGCGAAAUGAAUACAGUCAAACUGGCCGACAGUGGAGUGUACUGGUGUGAAUCUGAACACAGAGACAGCAGCAACGCAGUCAACAUCACUGUUACUCGUAAAACAGUGAUCCUGCAGAGUCCUGUCCUCCCUGUGAUGGAGGGACAUGAUGUCACUCUGCACUGUAAAACAGGGACCUCUCCCUCCAACCUCCCAGCUGCUUUCUAUAAAGAUGACUCCUUAAUCAGUCAAGAGACUACAGGUCACACCAUCCACAGUUUUUCCAAGUCUGACGAAGGUGCCUACAAAUGUCACAUCAGGGAUCAAGGAGAGUCUCCAGCCAGCUGGCUGCUGAUGAAAGAUCAUCCUGACCCAGCCUCUCUCACAGUGUUAAGCGACUCAUCCCAGCUGUUUGAGUACGAGAAUCUGUCUCUGAGCUGUGGUGACAACAGCAGCUUUCAUAAAUGGAAGGUCAUCAGGUCCACAACCUCUGUUGGCAAGUUGUCCAGCUGUGGAGAUCAAUGGGGGACUCCUACCCACUUCGGAUGCGUCAUCCAAACAGCCAAGCAGCCUGACAGUGCUAUUUACUGGUGUGAGUCUCCUACAAGGCAGCGGAGCAACUCUGUCAAAAUCUCUGUAUAUGAUAAACCAGUGAUCCUGCAGAGUCCUGUCCUCCCUGUGAUGGAGGGACAUGAUGUCACUCUGCACUGUAAAACAAAGACCCCUCCCUCCGACCUCACAGCUGCUUUCUAUAAAGAUGGCACCCUCAUCAGCACUGAGCCUACAGGUCACAUGACCAUCCACCAUGUUUCCAAGUCUGAUGAAGGCCUCUACAAGUGUCACAUCAGCCGUCAUGGAGAGUCUCCACCCAGCUGGCUGUUUGUCAGAGAUUCCAAUGGUACAGCACCAUCCCCUGCAGAUCCACCCCUGUGGUCUGUGCUGAGAGUUAUUCGCCUCCUGGUGGUGGUCUCUCCGUACUGCAUCUCCACUGUUCUCAUGGUGUCUUUAUGUCUACAAAGGCCCACAGGAAGGAACCUGCCUGUUUCCAUGACGACGUCUCCACCCAAUGAGAAUGAUGAAGGAUUGGACCGACUGCAUGAUGAUGUCACUGCUGAUGUCACCACCGAGCAUCAUUUCUAAGCUAAACUUUCUCUCUUAUGUUGUUUGUUCGACUGUAUGUGUUUUUUUAAAUAUGAUUACUGUUGUUCUCUUGUUCUCUUUUGUACACUGUGUUCAAUACUUUUUCAAUAAAGUAAAAAGAAAAACAUUGUAAGAUAA
Molecule: messenger RNA, 1526 nt
Organism: Siniperca chuatsi (mandarin fish)
Lineage: Eukaryota; Metazoa; Chordata; Actinopteri; Centrarchiformes; Sinipercidae
Product: Fc receptor-like protein 5
Exons: 9
Coding region: 39-1388 (449 amino acids)
Biological process (GO): cell surface receptor signaling pathway
Molecular function (GO): transmembrane signaling receptor activity
Source: RefSeq, a predicted model, not a curated record